ACCGAAACGAGCUGCUGCGAUCCACUUCGUUGACGUCACUUUCGAAUCCACCGUCCAGGCAGCAAGUAGCCAAAGAGGUGGAAAGAUCGCCGAAGCAUCAAGCUCAAAGACUACCAAGCCAACAGCACCAAAACAAUUCUAAUUAUGACGACCAAGAGCACGUGGGCUGUUUCCGAGAAGGGAACGUUCGUACGCGACCCGAGCAAGUUCCGCAACUGGAUCGAGCCCAAUGCCGAUGCCGAGUUCCCCGCUGAGGCGAACCGAUACCAUUUGUACAUUUCACUAGCCUGUCCGUGGGCGCAUCGCACGUUGAUCACACUCUACGUGAAAGGCCUGCAAGAUAUCAUCGGUCUGUCGAUCGUGCAUCCAGUAUUCCAGCGCACGCGCCCCAAUGACCCGGAGGAUCAGCACAUGAGCUGGGCCUUUGCUGAUCCCAAGAAGACCCCGUGGCUUGCUGGCCCGUCAGGGCAUGGUCAGUAUUCAUCCGAGGGCGCCAUCCCGGACGCGAUCAACAACGCGCAGUACGUGCGUGACCUGUACGAGAUGUGCUCUGAGGGCAACACGCGCUACACGGUGCCCGUGUUGUGGGACGAGGUCAAGAAGACUAUCGUCUCUAAUGAAUCCGCCGACAUCAUCCGCAUGUUCAACUCGUCGUUCGAUGCUAUCGUGCCGUCCCAGGUGGAUCUGUAUCCGGCCAAGUACCGCGAGCAGAUCAAUGAGAUCAACGAGUGGGUCUACAAUGACAUCAACAACGGCGUCUACAAGUGCGGUUUCUCGUCAACGCAAGUCGCGUACGACGAGGCUGUGAACAAACUGUUCGAGAGCCUCGAUCGAGUGGAGGAGAUCCUGUCCAAGCAGCGAUUUCUGAUGGGGGAUCUGUUCACGGAGGCGGAUAUUCGUCUGUUCACUACACUCAUUCGCUUCGACGAAGUCUACCACGUGCACUUCAAGACAAACAAGAAGAUGAUUAAGGAAUACCCGAAUCUGCUCAACUACACGCGGGAUAUCUUCCAGUUCCCGCCCGUGGUCAAGUCGAUCGACAGCAAAAUUCUCAUGCAGCACAUUAAGUUCCAUUACUACGGCUCGCACACUCACCUCAACACGUUCGGCAUUGUCCCUGCUGGACCGAACACCGACUUCAGCGCGAAGCACGACCGCGACCGUUUCCCGAGCGCUACGCUCCCGGAGUUCCCUGUGAACAGCAACUAAGCGGAGGGCGGAUCGGCGGUGAUCGAUGCAUGCGCGCAAUUCAUGAGCAUUGAUUCUUUUUUAUCAACAAAGACGAACGAGUUUGCAUUAUCACGUUUCUUGAAUUACUAGCAGACAUGGAGAAAUUAUUAUGAACCCUUCAUUGAUCUUUUGAUCAAGACUACUUGUCGCUUGAAUAAACAGCAACUACGGAGUCGGUAGCACCUGCA
This is a messenger RNA of Phytophthora nicotianae INRA-310, 1418 nucleotides long. RefSeq lists its product as hypothetical. Gene Ontology annotation, molecular function: glutathione transferase activity. The coding region runs from base 145 to 1209 and encodes 354 amino acids. The record is from RefSeq and is a predicted model, not a curated record. The transcript is spliced from 2 exons. NCBI's taxonomy places the organism in Eukaryota, Oomycota, Peronosporomycetes, Peronosporales, Peronosporaceae. Gene Ontology annotation, cellular component: cytoplasm.